UGAGAGAAUGGUCAAAAUAAUUCAAGGAACUGAUGUGAAAGGGAAAGAUUCAGAGCUGAAUGAUUAGACGAAGCUGUCGCUGCAUCCAGAUCUUCCAUUAUAUAGUUGAAUUAGCUGUAACUCUGUUGGAAUAGAGGUGCUCCUCAGGUUUUACUUAUACUGAGUUUUUUCUAAAAAGGACUUCUGCUGAAUAGAUGUUAAACUAGAGGGGAUCGCUGGAAACUCAAACUUGUUCGCUGGAGAAGACGUGGUUUCAGAAGCAUAGAAAUGGGAGGAUGAAACCAGGACGCUCCCUAAAAAUCCGAUUAAGAACUAGCCGACAAUGACGACAAGUGUGCCUACUGUUUUGUUUGAAACAGAGAAGGGGGCAGACGUCCAGCUUUCCUCCUCACACAACUCUUCAGUUGCUGGCUCCUGCAAUAUUGACGAGUCCUACAAGUACAUCUUCCUGCCCAUUUGCUACUCCUUUACUUUUGUCUUUAGCAUAACCCUUAACUUUGUGGUUCUCUACCGUUCCUUUCGACACACCAGGCACUGGAACGCAUCCCUGAUUUACAUGGUGAACCUGGCCACGACAGACUUCAUGUAUGGUUUAUCCCUGCCCUUUCUGGUGGCCAGUUAUGUCAUGCGGGACGACUGGGUGUUUGGAGACUUCAUGUGCCGUCUAGUGCGUUUCCUCUUCUACUUCAACCUCUACUGCAGCAUCUUCUUCCUCACUUGCAUCUCAGUGCACCGCUACCUGGGCAUCUGCCACCCAAUGAAGACCAUUACUUUGGAGACCAAGCGAGCAGUAAAAGGGACUUGUGUUUUGGUGUGGAUUGCCGUUUUUGCACUGACGUGCCCAAUUUUUCGUUUUGCAAAGACACAGAAUCUUCCACGUGAAGGUAAGGGCUCGAGGGAGGAGAUGUUCAUUAAUUGCUGGGAUGAUGCAAUUGAUAAAGAGUUCCAUGAUUACAUUCCUUACGGUGUCACGCUUCAUUUCUUGGGCUUUUUUGUGCCGUUCAGCAUCAUUGCCUGGUGCUAUUCACGUGUAGUGUUAACAAUAUUUAGGACGCUGCACUCUCAACCUCCUCCUCAAAGAGUCAGAAGUGGGACGGGCUGUGAAAGCGUUGCAGGAAUUGGGGGAGAGGGCAUGUCAAUCAUCUUGGGGGCUCAAUCGCCUUACGUUAACAGAAGGCGCAAGUCCAUCAAGACCAUCAUUACCAUCACUCUCCUCUUUGCCCUUUGCUUCUUCCCCUUCCAUGUCACUCGCACUAUUUUCCUACUGCUGAAAGUGACGAGUAAGGUGCAGUGUCACACCAUGCGCAUGGUUUCCAUCUGUUAUAAAAUCACUCGGCCGCUGGCCUCGUUCAACGCCUGGCUGAAUGCACUGCUUUACUUUCUUACUAAAGAGAAAAAUGUGCCCUGUUGUCAAAAACCCGAGCAUGCUCAGCAUGGCCUGCUAUGGCCACUUAGAAUGCUGGGAAAAGGAGAGGAAGAGGAGAAUGAAGUCGAAGAGAUGAGGAACCACAAGGACAAUGGGCCAACAAAUGAAAACAAUACACACAGAGGCCUGCCUUAAGGAACGAGCAUGUAAACCUGACGAUGUAGGACAUCGACAAGUAAACCUGGUGGACCUGCUUUCAUAUGGGAUUCGUUUUUAAACAAACUGAUUUUUUAUAUUCCCUGUAUUUGUAUAACUCUGUGUGUUCACAUUAAACAUGGAGGAUCUUGUUGUUUUGUCUUUUCAGAAAAAAAAGAUUGUUAAAGAUUGUUUUACUUUUUGAUUGCUUGAACGGUUAAUUAGUUAUAUCAAGUUGAAUAUUGAUUACUGAUGUAUAUUAACUGCAAAAAACACACACACAUAUAUAGAAUAAUAAACUAAUUUAUAAGGUGUCUUAUGUUUGCAGUUGUCGGCAUACCUCAGGGUGGACACAUUUUGUGCAGGAACUAUGUUUAGCGCUGUCAUGGAUUAAUAUAUCAUGUUGUAAAUAAUUAAACUGUUCUAAUAAAC
Molecule: messenger RNA, 1993 nt
Organism: Puntigrus tetrazona (Sumatra barb)
Lineage: Eukaryota; Metazoa; Chordata; Actinopteri; Cypriniformes; Cyprinidae
Product: P2Y purinoceptor 3
Exons: 2
Coding region: 323-1561 (412 amino acids)
Biological process (GO): G protein-coupled receptor signaling pathway
Cellular component (GO): membrane
Molecular function (GO): G protein-coupled receptor activity; oxysterol binding
Source: RefSeq, a predicted model, not a curated record